Molecule: messenger RNA, 1225 nt
Organism: Rhinolophus ferrumequinum (greater horseshoe bat)
Lineage: Eukaryota; Metazoa; Chordata; Mammalia; Chiroptera; Rhinolophidae
Gene: ROM1
Product: retinal outer segment membrane protein 1
Exons: 3
Coding region: 159-1214 (351 amino acids)
Biological process (GO): visual perception
Cellular component (GO): membrane
Source: RefSeq, a predicted model, not a curated record
GACAGGGUGGCCGGUUAUUAAGGCUGAGGGUGGGAGGAUUCCCAGGGUAUUGGGGUCAGGGUGGCAUUAGCCCAGCUCAAGCCUGGCGGGGCUGACUCGGCGUCCUGCCCCGGCCAACCCUCCCGAUAGCUCUGCUCUCUCGUGAGCAGAGAUGGGAGAUGGCUCUUGUGCUACCCCUGGCGCUGCCCCUUCAGCCCCGCAUCCGUCUGGCUCAGGGGCUCUGGCUCCUCUCCUGGCUACUGGCGGUGGCCAGUAGCCUCACCCUCCUCUGUAGCGGGCACCUCCUGGUCCAGCUUUGGCACCUUGGCACUUUCUUGGCUCCCUCCUGCCAGUUCACUGCCCUGCCCCAGGUUGCCCUGGCAGUGGGGGCGGUGGCUCUUGGCACAGGUCUGGUGGGUGCAGGAGCCAGCAGGGCCAGUUUAGAUGCAGCUCAGUACCCGCCCUGGCGAAGGGUCCUGGGCCCACUGCUGGUGGCCGGCACUGCUGGAGGUGGGGGGCUCCUGGUCCUCGCCCUGGGGCUGGCCCUGGCCUUACCUGGGAGUCUGGACACUGGGCUGGAGGAGGGCCUGGGGGCUGCCAUGGCUCACUACAAGGACACAGAGGUGCCCGGACACUGUCAUGCCAAACAGCUGUUGGAUGAGCUGCAGCUGAGGCACCACUGCUGCGGACGCCAUGGGUACAAGGAUUGGUUUGGGGUCCAGUGGGUCAGCAGCCGUUAUCUGGAUCCCGGUGACCAGGACGUGGUUGACCGGAUCCAGAGCAAUGUGGAAGGCCUAUAUCUGAUUGAUGGGGUCCCUUUCUCCUGCUGCAACCCCCACUCACCCAGGCCUUGCCUGCAAAGCCGGCUCUCAGAACCACAUGCCCACCUCCUCUUCGAUCCCCGGCAGCCCAACCUAAACCUCUGGGCCCAAGGAUGCCACGGGGUGCUGCUGGGGCACCUGCAGGAGUUGGCGAGCACACUGGGCAGCAUGCUGGUUGUCACCAUCCUCCUGCAGACUCUGGUGCUCCUGGGCCUGCGGUACCUGCAAACUGCACUGGAGGGGCUUGGAGGAGUCAUCAAUGGGGAAGGAGAGACGCAGGGCUAUCUCUUACCUGGUGGGCUGAGAGACAUGCUGAAGACAGCAUGGCUACAGGGAGGGGUUGACCACAGGCCAGCACCUGAGGAGGGCCCUCCAGAAGAGGCAUCUCCUAAGGAGGGUCUACCUGAGGCCUAGGGGCCUGGAGC